Molecule: messenger RNA, 2784 nt
Organism: Gastrolobium bilobum
Lineage: Eukaryota; Viridiplantae; Streptophyta; Magnoliopsida; Fabales; Fabaceae
Product: heat shock protein 90-6, mitochondrial
Exons: 20
Coding region: 143-2527 (794 amino acids)
Biological process (GO): cellular response to heat; protein folding; protein stabilization
Cellular component (GO): plasma membrane; cytosol; perinuclear region of cytoplasm
Molecular function (GO): ATP-dependent protein folding chaperone; ATP hydrolysis activity; ATP binding
Source: RefSeq, a predicted model, not a curated record
GAGGAGUAUCCAGAAGCUUCCCAAACCCCAUUUUGUGCUCUAACAAACCCCUUCUAAAACCCCACCAAUUCGUUCCUCAACGCAGUUUCUGAAUCUUCUAGUUCCUUCUUCUUCUUCUUCUCUGUCAAGCUUUGUCCUCAGUAUGCACAGGCUCUCUAGGCGCUGUUCCUCUGUCUCUGCCAUACUGCGCUACGGCGGCGCACUUCGCCGGGACGUAGCUGCCCCUCUUUCCUCUUCUUCCUUUGCUUCGCAGGUGAGUGAGAAUGACACCAAAGCCAGAUGGUAUUCUGUCUUAAGUUCAGAGAAAUUCAGCACCAUUAAAUCCACUAAUCAGCCAAACUUGAAAAGAGAUUUGUCUUUGGGCAAACGAUAUGAAUCAACUGCUGCUGAAUCAGCUGCGUCCAGUCCCCCUCCGGCUGAGCGAUAUGAGUACCAAGCAGAGGUUAGUAGGCUCAUGGACCUCAUUGUUAACAGUUUAUACAGUAACAAGGAAGUGUUUCUCAGGGAACUUAUCAGCAAUGCAAGCGAUGCCUUGGAUAAGCUGCGGUUCCUGAGCGUGACGGAACCUGAACUGUCAAAUGAUGCAGUUGAUUUUGUUAUCCGAAUUCAAGCUGAUAAAGAUAAUGGGAUUAUCACUAUUACUGAUACAGGCAUUGGUAUGACUAAGCAAGAACUAGUUGAUUGUCUUGGAACUAUUGCUCAAAGUGGAACUGCAAAAUUUUUGAAGGCUCUGAAGGAUAGCAAGGAUGCUGGCGGUGACAACAACUUAAUUGGUCAAUUUGGUGUGGGAUUUUAUUCUGCUUUUCUGGUUUCUGACCGGGUGGUUGUCUCAACCAAGAGUCCAAGAUCCGAUAAACAAUAUGUUUGGGAAGGGGAGGCAAAUGCUAGCUCAUAUACCAUAUCUGAGGAGACAGAUCCUGAAAAGCUGAUUCCAAGAGGAACUCGCCUUACACUGUACCUUAAGAGGGAUGACAAAGGUUUUGCUCAUCCAGAGCGGAUUCAAAAGCUUGUAAAAAAUUAUUCACACUUUGUCUCAUUCCCGAUAUACACUUGGCAGGAAAAGGGAUACACCAAAGAAGUGGAGGUUGAUGAGGAUCCAGCUGAAGCCAAAAAAGAUGAACAUGAUGAGAAGACUGAGAAGAAGAAAAAAACUAAGACUGUUGUUGAGCGGUACUGGGAUUGGGAGCUCACAAAUGAGACCCAUCCAAUCUGGCUUCGCAACCCUAAAGAAGUCACUAAAGAGGAUUACAAUGAAUUUUACAAAAACACUUUUUCUGAAUACCUGGACCCAUUAGCAUCAUCACACUUCACCACAGAGGGUGAGGUAGAAUUUAGGUCUAUACUUUAUGUUCCUGCCUAUGCUCCCUCAGGGAAGGAUGACAUAAUCAAUCCCAAGACCAAGAAUAUAAGACUUUAUGUGAAGAGAGUGUUCAUUUCAGAUGACUUUGAUGGAGAACUGUUCCCCCGAUACUUAAGCUUUGUAAAAGGUGUGGUCGACUCAAAUGACCUUCCACUCAACGUGUCACGUGAAAUUCUUCAAGAGAGCCGCAUUGUGCGGAUUAUGAGGAAACGCUUAGUUCGAAAGGCUUUUGACAUGAUUCUGGGGAUAUCCAUGAGUGAGAACAGAGAGGACUAUGAGAAGUUCUGGGAGAACUUUGGCAAACACUUGAAAUUGGGUUGCAUUGAAGACCGUGAGAAUCACAAACGUAUUGCUCCAUUGCUUCGGUUUUUCUCAUCCCAAAGUGAAGAAGAACUGAUCAGCUUGGAUGAAUAUGUUGAGAACAUGAAACCUGAUCAAAAGGAUAUUUAUUACAUUGCCAGUGACAGUGUGAAUAGUGCAAAGAACACACCUUUCUUGGAGAGACUUGUGGAGGAAAAUCUUGAAGUGCUGUUUUUGGUGGAUCCAAUAGAUGAGAUUGCCGUUCAAAACCUCAAAUCAUACAAGGAAAAGAAUUUUGUUGACAUUAGCAAGGAAGACUUGGAUCUAGGGGAUAAGAAUGAGGAAAACGAACAGGAGAUGAAACAGGAAUUCAGCCAAACUUGUGAUUGGAUUAGGAAACGUUUGAGAGAUAAAGUUUCCGAGGUUCAAAUUUCAAAACGACUUAGCUCUUCACCUUGUGUUCUGGUGGCAGGAAAAUAUGGUUGGUCUGCUAACAUGGAAAGGCUAAUGAGGUCUCAAACUAUGGGUGAUGCCUCCAGCAUGGAAUUCAUGAGAAGCAGACGGGUGUUUGAGAUCAACCCUGAACACCCUAUUAUCAGGAACUUGGAUGCUGCUUGCAAAACAAAUCCUAACAAUGAAGAAGCCCUCGGAGCUAUUGAUCUUUUGUAUGAUGCAGCUUUGGUUUCCAGUGGUUUUACGCCUGAUAAUCCAGCAGAGCUUGGAGGAAAGAUAUAUGAGAUGAUGGGUACUUUCACUGGUAAAUGGUCAACUACUGAUCAGUUUCAGUCCACUGGAUCCCAGCCCCAUGUCCCAGAAACUGUAGAAGCUGAGGUGGUCGAACCUACUGAGGCUGGCAGUCAGAAAUGAACGGAUUUUCAUCCACAUUUUUGUUUUCUCUCUUCCGUUCUUUCUUUCAUGGCUGUUGACGGGCGAAAUCAUAUUCUUGAAGAACAUUGGUAGUAGUAUUUUAUAGAUACCUGAGGAUUUUUCAAUAUAAUAACAUAUCGGGAAGCACUUGUAAUUGAUCCUUUUCGUUGUGAUUUAUGUAGUUAAAACAUCCACAACCACCAAGUAUUUCUUAUAUUUGAAUUUAAGUAGUUUUUCUUUUAUUUUGGAAAAGUAUA